GAAUGUAUCGUGCUGCGAAUAUUAUACGAUUCAGUGAAAUAAUGUGUCAAAAGUGUUAAAGCACUUUUAAUCGUAAUAACGAGAAGCUGUGUUCUGAACCCUGGGCAUCUUUACUUAUUCUGGAUUAUAUAAAUAUGAGAAUUAAAACAGUUCCAAGACACAGAAUGCUCCGAAACAGUAUUAAGAUUGCGACUGCAUCAAGAAGCUCUUCAGAUGAGAGUGAUGCGGAUAUUGGAAAAAAUUAUGAUUCUAUAAAGGCAAUGGAUGGUCAAGAUUCAUGCCAGGCAUAUUCAUCACCAUCGAAGAUUCUUAUUCCACUUAUGACGUUUAUUAGUCCGGACAAGGAGAUGACUUUAUCUUCAUCCACCAGCACAUCAUCGUCAUUGAUUAACGACGACAACAAUAACGAGGUCAUGGAUCUAUCAACAAAAGGUACUUCCAAUCGUGUUGACGACAUCGCGACAAGUACCUCCGCCGAGCCAGAGGACAAACUGAAAGAUUCCUUCCUCUACAAGAUCAUGACCGAUCCAAACUUUCUGAAUAAUAUACAGAGGAACAAACAGAUACAAACAAAUAUACAGACGAAGAAAUUUGUCUGUCUCUAUUGCAAGAAGGAAUUUGCGACGUGUGAGGAAUUGGCAAGUCAUAUGGAUGUGAAAAAGAACGAAAGCAAUCAGAUCGUCUGCUGCGCCUGCAAAAAGACAUUCGCCGAGAAGAGGUAUCUCAAGUACCAUCAGAGAUGUCACUCCGACAGGAUCAAGUUCACCUGUGACAUUUGUACCAAGAAGUAUACGAGGCUGGACAACCUGACGAGGCACAACGUCCUGCACGUGAACCCCGACAAGUUCUGCUGCACGAUAUGCAACAAGAAGUUCACGCGCAAGGAUCUGCUCAACAAGCACCGCAAGAGCCAUGAGAAAUGUAAUCUUUACUGCCUGAAAUGCGGCAAGUAUUUCAAGAGUAUUCUCACACUAGAAAAUCACCAAAAAAUGCAUCGCGAGCCAUCGAACGCUUCGGCGAAUAUAGUUGUUUAUAAGACUGAGAGUUCAGUUUCCACUACUAAGAAUCUAAUCUGCAAAACUCAAAAUUUGGUUUCCGCCGAGAAUAAAGUUUGUGAAACUCAUGAUUCAACUUUGGGUGAGAGUUUAGUUUGCACAACCGAUGAUGUAACUCGUAAAACUUAGAAUUUACUUUCCGAUAUCUGUUAAACAAAUAUCUAUUAUGUAUAUAUGUAUACAUACAUAUAUGUGGUUACACAUGUAUGUAUCUAUAUAUGUAUAUAAAUACAUAUAUACACAUACAUGUCUGGUCUGAUUUCAGUUUCUUAUACUUUCUGGUAAUCAAAGUAAGAAUUUUUAAGGCCAGUGUUACCGAGUAAAGUACGACGUAUUAAAAAGACAUAGUCUUGUUAAACAUUAGUUUGCAACACGAGCUUUUGUAUAAUUAUUGUAAACUUAUUAAGUGAUAAUUCUUUAUUGCAUCAUUUAUAGAUUUUCAGAUUUAUAGAUUUAUAUAUAGAUAUUUGUA
Molecule: messenger RNA, 1527 nt
Organism: Temnothorax curvispinosus
Lineage: Eukaryota; Metazoa; Arthropoda; Insecta; Hymenoptera; Formicidae
Product: putative zinc finger protein 840
Exons: 3
Coding region: 135-1184 (349 amino acids)
Cellular component (GO): nucleus
Source: RefSeq, a predicted model, not a curated record